Melanaphis sacchari is the source of this 678-nucleotide messenger RNA. It is a transcript of the gene Polr3I, whose product is annotated as DNA-directed RNA polymerase III subunit RPC9. Gene Ontology annotation, biological process: transcription initiation at RNA polymerase III promoter. The transcript is spliced from 5 exons. The coding region runs from base 200 to 616 and encodes 138 amino acids. Gene Ontology annotation, cellular component: RNA polymerase III complex. The record is from RefSeq and is a predicted model, not a curated record. Lineage: Eukaryota; Metazoa; Arthropoda; Insecta; Hemiptera; Aphididae. Gene Ontology annotation, molecular function: nucleotide binding.
AAAAUUUGAUUUUACAUUUUAGUAUUCACUAUUUAUUUGCGUUCAAUUACUACCUAAUAAAUAUUUUGAAAUCAUGUUAUUUAGUUUCAACAAGCUUUUAAACGUGCAUUCGAUUUUUAUUUAAUUAUUAUAUAGUAAUAUUUAUAAAAAAAAAAAAAAAUUGUGGCUAGCACAUGUUAUAAUUCACAAGCAACUAAAAAUGGAGGUAAAAAACCCACAAGUAGCUGUUCUCUGUAACAAUGAGGUUUUUGAAUUGCUAAAAAAAGCUCAAGAAAAUACUAAACUCAUUGGAGGCAUGAACCAUUCAACAAUUUUAUAUGAGGUUAACAAGUAUUUAGAGCAAAGACCAUGUGCAGGACAAAAUGCAACUAAAAUUAGAGAAUUCCUAAUCAAAUUAAAACAUAUGCCAAUUAAUCUGACAAAGAAAGAAAAACUUAUGUUAGUCAAUGAUCCACCAGACUCUGUUUUACAAUUAUCUUUGGGUAUUAAAGAUUUCUAUGAUAGACUCAGCGAACCAGAAACUGAAAUGCUGUUAUAUGCUACAAAAAAUUUUUCUGGACAAUUUGAAAUAAUUACUAAACAAGAACGAGUAGAAGAAGAGGAAGUUGAAAAUUAAUGAAUAAUUUUUUAAAAAAUAAUCAUGUAAAAACAAGACUGAUAUUAAUAAUACAAUCUCUU